AUGGCUGCGGUGGAUUUUGGAGAUUCAGAAUUGUUCGACCAAUUCGAGGAGAAAGCGCCAGCGCACAAUCGUCUGACAGAUGAAGGUGAUGAUGAGGAGGGUGAGAGUUCAGAUCGACUCCGGGAGCUUCGGCAGACAUUAGAAGUGUGCGAGGAAACAAUAGAGCGUCUGAACGCAGAGAAUGAGGAACUGAAGAGAAAGUUGACCAUAUUAAGUCGUCCUACAGGUAUAAAAAUAGCAGAUUCCAAAACCGAUGGGCCACUUUGUCAGGUUAAUUAUGGAAACAGCAUCAUUUCCAAGCAGUGUCGGAAAGAAAUUGAAGACUUCAUCUACGGUCUUGUCCAGAAACGCCUACAUGAGUGUAACAAUGAUAAAGAAGGCUCUGCUCUUCAUGUCAACCCACAUCUUUCAAGUUUCAUCAUGGAGGAGAGCUAUAAAGCGAAGACUACCAGUGACUCUAAACAUAUAAAAAAUGCUUUCAGUAUAAUAGGGAGCGUUUUAUACUUCGCCAACUUCUGUGUUGAUAAACUUGGCCAGCCGCUGCUGAAUGAAAACCCCCAGCUGACUGACGGAUGGGAAGUUCCCAAAUACCAGCAGGUCUUUGGCCAGAUCAUUGCCCUCGAGGGCCAAGAGGUGCAGAUAAAGGAGAAAAGACCUAAACCGUGCUGUUUUAACUGCUGCUCUGAGGGCCAUCAACUGCGAGACUGUCCGGAGCCCAAAGAUAUGGCUCGUAUCAAUGAAAAAAGAAAGGAGUUUUCACAGAACAGCAAUCAGAGCAACCAACGUUACCAUGCAGAAGAAGUUGAGGAGCGAUUCGCAAAGUACAAGCCGGGAAUAAUGAGUCAAGACCUCCUUGAUGCUCUUGGGAUUACCACAAACACCCUUCCUCCAUUCAUCUAUCGCAUGAGGGAGCUCGGUUACCCGCCUGGCUGGUUAAAAGAAGCAGAAAUGGAAAACUCAGGCCUGAUGCUCUAUGAUGGAUCAAAUGAUGGCGAUGAAAAUAACCCCAGCCAAAAGAUCUCUUAUGAUGUCUCCAAGCUGGUUGACUUUCCUGGCUUCAAUGUCUCUAUACCGCCCAACGUAAGAGAUGAUUACAGGUCAUUCGGUUCCAUUCCAAUGCAACCUCAGCAAUGGAAGCAAAAUUUUGCUGCUUUUUUAAGCAGUACCUUUCCGCAGGCCACCAGCUGCAGUAAGAGGCGUCAUGAGUCUGAAUCAACACCCCAGAAGACAAAGAAAUGGAGAUCUAAUUCAGAGCAAACACACCAGGCGUCGGAUAUGGAGAUAGAGUCAGAUCAUGACGCACCUCAAAUGAGACCUGAUGGUUUCCAGUUCCACCCGCCACUCCCUCCUGGUACUUCGUCCAUGAGCGUUCCUCCGCCUUUACCGCUGGGAACGCCUCCAACCACACCUCCAGUCCCUAAGGGAACUCCACCAGCAACUCCACCUACAAGUUAUUCUCCAUCCACCCAAGUGAGGGGGAUGACGGAGGGGGAGGAGUCAGAAGAUGGGCUGUCUCUGGAGGAACUAGAGGAGCAGCAAAGGCUUCUUUGGGCUGCCCUUGAGAAGGCAGAUACUACAACCAACAGUGAUUCUGAAGCUGGAGCUUCUGAGACCCCCGUCCCAAGUUCCCCCAGUGUCGUCACUUCGCUUAGGCUUGACACUGAGGAAGAAGGAGAAAAGAUGGAGGACCUGAGUCAUACAUAUGAAAUCAAGAGCACACCAUCUUCACCUGCUGAUCCAGUAACUAACUGUGAGGAUGAGACCAUAGAAAAAACAACCUGUGAAGGACAGGAAAAACAUUCGAUUAAUGAAAACACGAUCGACUUGAGUGAUAUUAUCGUCCUGGAUGAAAUUUACGAGGAAAACAGUAAUCAUGAUGCAACAAAUGGAACUUCAGCCUCUCCGCAGAUAAGCACACAAGAGUCGAACGCUCAAGUGGCUGAUGACACGGAGGAACCUGUCAUAAAUAAAGUCGCUUUCGUCCCACACCGUAGCAGAUUUGCUGCGGGAAUAAUUCCUUUCGAGGACACUCCUGAGUUUACAGAGGUUGCUGAAGCAACGGGGGUUUACCUCAAAAUUCGAGAUUUACUAAAAGGCUCUCCAAGAAAUCAGGCAAAAAAUAAGAAAUAAUCGAAGUCGUCUGUUUUUACUGCUCACCUGUGGACAAUAAGCAUUGUUUUUUUUCCCUCUUACUACAGUCCUUUUGUAUGUAGUUUUACUUUGGUGCUUUGGAUCUUUUUACUGCUAUCGUGUGAAUUUUUUUUUUUUUUUUUUUUUUUAAACACAUAAAGGUUACAUUUGAUUUGUACCUGAAUAUUAACUGAUUGUGGGUACUUGAUCUGUGCGCAGUUUUUUUUAAUUGUUAUUUUUCCUGUUCAGUUCUCUGUAAUUUCAGUUGUUAUUGCUACAUCUCUUGGCAUGCUCAUUUGUAUGCCCGCCAUAGAUUACCUGUGUAAUUUAUUGUGAAUAUCUUUUCAGCUUAAAUUUCUUAAGAAUUCUCACUCGAUUAAAAGUUUUUAACUUGAA
Messenger RNA from Megalobrama amblycephala (Wuchang bream), 2526 nucleotides. RefSeq names its product zinc finger, CCHC domain containing 8 (gene zcchc8). Bases 1 to 2130 code for a protein of 709 amino acids. Gene Ontology annotation, cellular component: catalytic step 2 spliceosome. Lineage: Eukaryota; Metazoa; Chordata; Actinopteri; Cypriniformes; Xenocyprididae. The record is from RefSeq and is a predicted model, not a curated record. The transcript has 14 exons. Gene Ontology annotation, molecular function: zinc ion binding; RNA binding.